AUGGACAAUGCGAAUAAGGUCCAGGAUCAGGGCAAGUCUUUUGCUAAGGAAGUCAGAUCAGCGCCCGCCGUCCAGCAAUACCAUAGUCCUAUGCGACAGCACAAGAGAACUCCGAGUCAACAUCGCGAGAUCAAGGAAACUCUCAAUGCCAGGUCCGAGUAUACCAAUGAUGAUACUGAAGGCACCAAACUCAGGAUAAACCAAUAUGUUAUCAAGGAAGAGAUUGGCAGGGGCUCUUAUGGAGCCGUGCACCUAGCGACCGACCAGUAUGGCAACGAAUAUGCCAUAAAGGAGUUCUCCAAGUCCAGACUGCGGAGGCGCGCACAGUCGAAUAUGCUGAAACGACCUGGAGGGUUGAGACCUGGUCGAGGGAUGCGCUCGCCGUUUUCUCCUCACAGCACGGAGAUGAGUAACCAAGAUGCCGCUGAGGCAAAAGAUUCAUUGUUUCUCAUUCGCGAAGAGAUUGCCAUUAUGAAGAAACUCAACCAUCCCAACCUGGUAUCGUUGAUCGAGGUGUUGGACGAUCCUGAAGAAGACUCUCUAUGGAUAGUGCUCGAGAUGUGUAAGAAGGGUGUGAUUAUGAAAAUCGGGCUAGAUGACGACGCAGAACCGUACACCAAAGAGCAAUGUCGGUACUGGUUCCGUGAUCUCAUUCUCGGUAUAGAGUACCUACAUGCUCAAGGAAUCAUUCAUCGCGAUAUCAAGCCGGACAAUUUGCUGUUGACAGAAGACGACUGCCUCAAGAUUGUCGAUUUCGGUGUGUCCGAAAUGUUCGAGAAGUCAGCCGAUAUGAGGACAGCCAAAUCAGCAGGCUCUCCAGCCUUCUUACCUCCUGAAUUGUGCAUGGCUAAGCAUGGCGAUAUCUCGGGGAAGGCUGCAGAUAUCUGGUCAAUGGGUGUCUCGCUCUAUUGUCUCAAAUACGGCAAACUUCCUUUCCAUCAACACAAUGUCCUAGAGAUGUACGAGUCGAUACGCACCCAAGAGCUUACAUUGCCACCCGACGAGGAUGCCGACUUCGUCGAUCUUUUGAAGCGCAUGUUGACCAAAGAUCCGGAACAGCGGAUAUGCAUGAGCGGCGUCAGAAACCAUCCAUGGGUCACCAGAGACGGAGAAGAUCCUCUGCUUUCCGAAUCGGAGAACAUUACCGAACUUGUAGAGCCGCCUAACGAACUCGAACUCAACCAUGCUUUGACACGGAAAAUGUCUAACAUGAUGACAGUUAUGAUGGCUAUCAACAAGUUUAAGGGUCUCAUAAACAAGAGUCGGCCAAGCACCCCCGGACUGAAAACGCCCGGCACGCCGAAGACAUUACAAGUACCAGUCGAUAUUCCCGAAACAUCUCAAGAGACUACACCAACUGCAGAGAAGCCUCAGCCAGAGAACAACAGGCCAAGGCAAAAGUCCGUUGCCGAGGAGGCCGCAGAUCUGGUGGAGGCGAGGAAGGCUUUCCAUGCUUCAAAGGAACCAUUUCCGGGCGAGAAGGGCCCUGCUCAAGACGCUACUGGUUCGGCUACAGCUUUCUUGGGCAUUGGUUUGGGAGGGAGUGACGACUUCGCCACGGCAGAGACACCUGCGGAGUUUGUAUCCGACUCCCCCACAGGUAUCGAUUUCGAUAUAUAUGACCGUGCUUUUGAAGCAGAGAUGGAGCGCAUUCGCUCAGAAAAGCAGCAUGGCGGACAUCGCCGCAAAACAUAUAUGACCAGAUUUGUGAAUAGGAAGGAUAAGUACUUUGGCGAUGACUGCAUGAUUAUGGAGGCAGGUAGCGGCAUCCCUGCCCUCGCGUCGUCAGGAGUCGACAAGGUCAGCUCAGCGGCUGUCAAGACCUUAAGCCAUGUAGGCUUGACACAUCGUCCGGGUAGCAGCUCGGUCGAGGACAAGGACGAGGGGACAUGGAAGAAAGAACACGCCAGAGACGCAGUCGAAGCAAGGAAGAUUCAUGGCCAUGACCCUAUUCAAGGCAUCAAGGAGAAAGGACACAAAUUUGCAGAGCUGGUUAUGGGGACCAUGUCAGUUGCCAAGUCGAAGGUCUCUGGGGAGGCUAAGGAGUCAGGGCAGUAG
Truncatella angustata is the source of this 2058-nucleotide messenger RNA. Its product is annotated as kinase-like domain-containing protein. The record is from RefSeq and is a predicted model, not a curated record. The transcript is spliced from 6 exons. Gene Ontology annotation, biological process: protein phosphorylation; intracellular signal transduction. NCBI's taxonomy places the organism in Eukaryota, Fungi, Ascomycota, Sordariomycetes, Amphisphaeriales, Sporocadaceae. Gene Ontology annotation, molecular function: ATP binding; protein serine/threonine kinase activity. Gene Ontology annotation, cellular component: cytoplasm. The coding region runs from base 1 to 2058 and encodes 685 amino acids.